UGCUGGGCUUGUUACCCAUUGUGUGCUUGGACUGCUGACCUCUCACUUUCACUCAAAGUACAUACCAGGAGCACCAUGCCACCAAAGAAGCCUGAUCCAAAGAAAGAGGAGCCCAAGCCAGCACCCAAGCCCCCAGAGCCUGAACCACCAAAGGAACCAGAAUUCGACCCAAAAAGUGUUCCGGUAUUUACCCUGGAUAAGGUUAUCGAUUUUAAGGAGGCAUUUUCCCUGUUUGACAGAACUCCCAACUGUGACAUGAAAAUCACAUAUGCUCAGUGUGGCGAUAUCAUGCGUGCGCUUGGUCAGAACCCAACCAAUGCUGAGGUCCAUAAAGUCCUAGGCAGGCCAAAAGCAGAGGAAAUGAACGUCAAAAUGUUAGAUUUUGAGACCUUCCUUCCCAUGCACCAACACAUCUGCAAAUUGAAGAGCCAAGGAACCUUUGAGGAUUUUGUUGAGGGUCUGAGGGUGUUUGACAAGGAAGGAAAUGGAACAGUCAUGGGGGCUGAGCUUCGCCAUGUUUUGGCCACACUGGGUGAGAAAAUGACAGAAGAUGAGGUUGAGCAGCUCAUCGCUGGGCACGAAGAUGCCAAUGGAUGCAUUAAUUAUGAGGCUUUUAUCAAACAUAUCAUGGCUGGUUAAGAAAUCAAGACAUCUGAGGACUCCAUUUGAGUUUUUAUACCCUGAGAAUGCCUGUACAAUUAAUUUGAAACUGGGAUAGUGCAUUUCCUUUUGUGGUUUUUAUGAUGAUUUUUGUUCCCAGACAUUGUUUCCUUAUGACGAAAAGUGAACAAUGAAAACCAUGAAUCUCUGAAAAGAAGAUACAUCAAAUACCAGAAAUUGAAGAUGUUUUAGAAAUUAAUUUGUAUUUUAGAUAACCUUUCUGUUGUAAAGGAAGACAGCCCAAAAACUGUAUUACAUUGCUUUCUUUCAUUGUAUUCCUGGAAAUUUUCCAAUGAUAAAUUAAAGCCCUUCAUACUGA
Polyodon spathula (Mississippi paddlefish) is the source of this 979-nucleotide messenger RNA. Its product is annotated as myosin light chain 1, cardiac muscle-like. The record is from RefSeq and is a predicted model, not a curated record. The transcript has 7 exons. The coding region runs from base 76 to 639 and encodes 187 amino acids. Gene Ontology annotation, cellular component: myosin II complex. NCBI's taxonomy places the organism in Eukaryota, Metazoa, Chordata, Actinopteri, Acipenseriformes, Polyodontidae. Gene Ontology annotation, molecular function: calcium ion binding.